Geodia barretti is the source of this 969-nucleotide messenger RNA. The record is from the annotation of a GenBank genome assembly. Lineage: Eukaryota; Metazoa; Porifera; Demospongiae; Tetractinellida; Geodiidae.
AUGGAUUCCGCCAACAUUCGCACUCCUAUUUAUGACAUCCACGUUGCCGCCGGCGGGCGGAUUGUGCCCUUCGGCGGGUGGGAUAUGCCGGUGCAGUACCCUUCGGGAAUCAUCGCCGAAGUGCGGGCGGUGCGGACCGGUGCCGGGUUGUUCGAUGUCUCGCACAUGGGGCGGGUUUACAUCUCGGGGCCGUCAGCCACUGACUUUCUUGACCUCGUGGUGACCGGAUCGGCGGCUACGCUGGAAGUCGGGCGGGCCCGCUACUGCAUGAUCUGCAACGAGCGUGGCGGCGUCAUCGACGACACCAUCUUCUAUCGACUGGCACAGGACCGCUACCUGCUCAUCCCCAACGCCGGCAACCGCCACCGGGUGCUCGACUGGUUCGGCCUCGUCAUCGGCCAGCAAUUCGGCGACAGUGUGACACUGAACGACCAGACGAUGCAGACCUCGCUGAUGGCAUGCCAGGGUCCCACCGCUUUGGGGCUGGCACGGAAGUUGGCGGAGGGCGGCCUCGAGGGGCUGCGCCCGUUCGCGUGGACGGAGUCGCGGAUGUGUGGCGCCGAUGUGCUGGUGGGACGGACGGGUUACACUGGCGAAGACGGCGUGGAAAUCCUGGCCCCGGCCCCUGCCGCUCCCUCGAUCUGGGAGGCCCUGACCAAUGCCGGGGCAGUUCCCUGCGGUCUGGGCGCCCGGGACGUGCUGCGCACCGAGGCCGGUCUGCCGCUUCACGGUCACGAGCUGGACGAGUCCACCACCCCGGUUGAGGCGCAACUGGAGCGGUUCGUGUACUUCGAUAAGGAUUUCAUUGGACAUGACGCUCUGGCCGAGCAGCGGGAUAAGGGCACCCAAUUCACGCUGGUCGGGCUGCAGCUGCCGGGGCGGUCAGCGCCCCGGGCCACCUAUGCCCUCUCGGUCUUGGGCUUUCCGGCCGGCCAGGUGACCAGCGGGCUGUUACUCGCCCACCCUUGA